AUGAGUAAAACAAGUGAGUGGAAUACCAACGAAGAAAGUGGCAAAGAUAUCUCGAAGCGAUUUCGGGCAGGAUGUUGGAAACCAAUUUUAUGUGGAUUUAUUGUCGGUGCACUUUGUGCUGGAAUUGCUCUUGGUGCUCUAAUUACACAAUAUAUUCAAGAUAUACAAAAAACAACAACAACGACAACGACGACAAUAUCAAUUACUACAGUACCACUAACUCAGAGUGGAGUCCAGCUAGAUUUCGAUCCAAAUUCAUUACCAAGUGGAUGGUCAUUAUGCUUUAAUAAUACGUAUGCAGACACCAUGGAUCAGUUAAGUCUUUCUACAAUAUUAUCUUCAUGCAACAAAACCAAAUUACUACUUGGAUGUCGGCAAGUCAAUACUGUGAAAUUAACUGUAGCAGCAAUGGGCAAUCGAGCUGACGUUCUUUAUGAUUGUAGUACUAUAGAGAAUUGUACUCAAAUAGCCAAUGGUGUUGGAUGGUAUUAUUCUGAUUCAUAUUCAUGGGGCUUUGUAAAUGGUUCUGAUGCUGUAGAACGAAAUAGUUGUGAUACAGAAUCAACAAAUGACGCUUAUCGUUUAUGUUGGCAUACGGAUGGUGGAAGCGGGGGAUACAGAUGUGGAACGACAACUGGCUUGAAUUCGGAUACAACUUGGGAAAGGAUCAUUUAUCAUGCUAAUUGA
Messenger RNA from Adineta ricciae, 687 nucleotides. The record is from the annotation of a GenBank genome assembly. NCBI's taxonomy places the organism in Eukaryota, Metazoa, Rotifera, Eurotatoria, Adinetida, Adinetidae.